Messenger RNA from Aspergillus chevalieri, 309 nucleotides. RefSeq lists its product as uncharacterized. The record is from RefSeq and is a predicted model, not a curated record. The coding region runs from base 1 to 309 and encodes 102 amino acids. Lineage: Eukaryota; Fungi; Ascomycota; Eurotiomycetes; Eurotiales; Aspergillaceae. The transcript has a single exon.
AUGUGGCUGGCGAAGAACCAAGUUCUACCUGACUGCAUCAACAACGGGUUGUUGUGGCCUAAGGAGUUGCCUCCCUGGAAAGAGGUGGUGAAUCAACUGAGCUGUGACGAGUUCGUCCAGCAGUGUCGAGCGAACCCCCGAGCGUUGUACGCUAAGCUCUUGGAGUUAUACCAAAAGAGCACCGGCGACUUGUUGGACUGUGAUAACCAGAUUGCUGAGGUUGAGCUGAAGACCCAGUUCUUGGAGGUUUAUUUGGUCUUGCUACACCGCGAGAAGAAUGGGCUUGAGCAGAAGUGGACUCAGCUCUGA